GCUGAAGGGAGUCAUUGAGACCGACGGUUCCGAGAUAACGUUCUAUCUUGUUUUCCUAUACUUCAAUGACCUCCCUUCUUCGAGAUCUUGCGUUGGGCAGCAUCUCUUGCCUCUCCUGACGCCAUAGCUCACCCCAACAGCAAUGGCGCUAAUACGUUUGACUAGCGGCCUCUGGGCUGCACUUUUUGCUGUCAACGUUAUAGCUCAAGACACCGUUUCCUUCAACAUGUUUCCAGCAGUGAAAUCUGCAGGUCUUGCUACUCAACUAGGGUGGAGCGAAGAUUGUGUUAAAGCCAUGAACGCAACCUUGAAAUGUGACCCAGAUCUUUAUCGUAUGGCUGGUCAAAUCGACAAGUACUUCUGGUCCAUAGAUAACAUCACAACUCUGUGUACAGACGACUGCGUUGACGAUAGCAGUACGUGGGUUGAAAACGUUGGAGAUGCCUGUGUUGGCCAGACCUACAAUGUCGCCAGCAAGUUAGUCCCUGUGGACUCGGUAGCUGUUCGCUACGUCGAGGGGAUUACGAUGGCAUGUCUCAAGUCCGACACGUUACAAUUGAACUACACCGGCGACCCUACAGCCAACGAGGAUAGUCUUGUCGGUGACGAUUUUAACAACCCCAAUUCCACCACCCAGACCAAUUCUACCACCGGAGAAGCUAUAUUCGAUCCAAACGAUGCUGCGCCGUCUAGUAAUGGGACAGAUUCGCCUUCUGGCCCAGAUAAUAUUAGUGACCCAACCGUUACCCAGUCGGAAACUAUUUGGUGUUACUAUGAAUCUCAAAACUGGCUUGGAGCUGACGUUGAUUUAGACUGCGAUACUGAUCCAUCCAGUGUCUUCUGUACAGAUCCUGACUCUAUGAACAGAAUGGCCAAUUUAUAUUACGAUACCACUCUCUGUAGCCCAUGCUUUCUCACAGUACUGUGGCACCGCAUCAAUUCGCUGUUCCUCCCGGAUAACGACUACUCCGAUUACCUUAUCCAAGAAUAUCAAGACAUCCAAGAUGUCUGCCAAAUUGCCAUGCCGGAAAGCGUAGUCCGGGCUCUCCCGGGUUACGCAGCAGCCCCUAACGCUACGUUCCUUCCCCCGGGAACAGACCCGGCAAACAAUUCCAGCGCACCCAGCGCGGGCUCCGGCAACUGCACCACCCAACUUCUAUCCCCAGGUCUCUCUGGCUGCGACACCCUAUCGCAAAAAUACGGCGUAACAACCGGCGACCUCCAAACAGCCAGCAACUCCGACACCUGCACGAUCUCCAACAGCACCUGUCUCCCAAGCGCCUGCACGCUAAAACAAGUCAGCGAAGGCGACACCUGCGAUAGCCUCUCCAAGGCGCUAUCAACCAGCACCCUCAACGUAACCAUAACGCUCUUUCAAUCCUGGAACCCGAACAUAAUCGGUCUAUGCGACAGCCUCCUAACCGGCCAAUACAUCUGCUCUUCCCCCCCAGGCGGCGCAUUCACCCUGCCCGCCCCCAUAAACGGCACCAACACCGACGCCUCGUCGCAAAACCGCGGGGGCCAAGGCCCCGUCGGCGUCGUCCCCACGACGAACAGCACGGCCGCGGCGCCGACGCAAGCCGGGAUCGAUAAGCAGUGUACGAAGUUCGCGUACGCGAGUAGUGGGGACACGUGCUAUGGCUUCACGCAGACGUUUAAGAUUAGUAUGGCGAAUCUGACGACGUGGAAUCCCGUGCUGGGAUAUCCGGAUGGGGCGAAUUGCUCGACGCAGUUUUGGCUUGGGUACGAUUAUUGUGUUGGGGUUCCUGGCGGUAGUGGGGGUGGUAGUAGCAGCAGCAGUACUGCAUCUGCAUCUACGUCGUCGAAAACCCCGACGACCACGACAUCGCUGCCGUUUCCGACGCAGAGCGGGAUUAUUGCGACUUGUAACAAGUUUAAUGAUGCAGAGAAAGGGGAUUAUUGCAGCAAGUUUGCGACUGAUAAUGAUAUCACGACUCAGCAGUUGUAUGCGUGGAAUCCGGUCUUAGGCGCGAAUGGGGAGAAUUGCAAUACGCAGUUUCAGGCGGGUGUGGAUUAUUGUGUUGGUGUUUCUAGCACAGCGGCCGCUACGAUGUCGAAGUAGCGUGGUGAUAUAGCGGACUUAGGCGCUAAGUUCUGCUCCCUGUAAGAUCCAUUUAGAUGGCGGGGUAAAUGGGGAUUCAGGG
Molecule: messenger RNA, 2165 nt
Organism: Annulohypoxylon maeteangense
Lineage: Eukaryota; Fungi; Ascomycota; Sordariomycetes; Xylariales; Hypoxylaceae
Exons: 7
Coding region: 143-2083 (646 amino acids)
Source: RefSeq, a predicted model, not a curated record